UGGAGACUGGGCGAGAGCGAGGCAGCUGCUGUGGUUAGAUAAAUGCAGGGUGUCCAUUUCCGCUAUUGCAUUUUGCCUAUGAUUCCACUUACGGAGGCGGAGGAGAAAGAUAACGACUUAUUCCGGGUUUGUUACCUUGAAAACGGGGCGAAAGGGUAAUUCUCUCUUUCUCAUACAUUCGGGGUAUAUGUCCCGGCGGUGAGUGAGAAGAGGGGUGGCCCUGAGGCUUUGCGGUGUGUUGGUUUAGCCUGAAAGGUUCCUGCUUUGCAGUCAGAAAAAGAUGUGCAAUGGAAUGGUAGCACCUAAGACAAGAGCCCUCAUCCCUCUCCCUCCUGUUAAUGACGGAAUCCCACUAGCUCUGCUGCUGCUUCUUGCCUUUGUCUCCCAAGGGCUGGCAUCAGGAUGUUCCAGGCCAUUGCCCAUUCCUCAUGGCUCAGUAAAUCUGACCGAGACGAACCGGGGCUCGUUCCCUGUUGGCACAGCGCUGCAGUACAGCUGCGAGGUGGGCUUCACCAUUGAAGGACCCAGUGCCAUCACCUGCACCUCUGGGGGGAGCUGGUCCGACAACCCCCCUCGCUGCAUCCGUGCAGAUGUAUGCCGACCACCUUUUGAGCCAGAGAAUGGGGGAUACACAUGCCACCCCUCUCCCUGUCAUCGGCUGGCCCAGGGCACUGUGAUUGAAUAUUUCUGUGACGAGGGCUAUGCAUUGAAGGGAGAGUACAAAUACCUCACCUGCCAGAAUGGAGAGUGGGACCCCACUAUGGAGAUCAGCUGUCUGCUGGGCCCAGAUAAAGAGUCACAUUCGCCACUGGGUGUGCCAACUCUAUCCAUCGUGGCUUCUACAGCCAGCUCUGUUGCCCUCAUUCUCCUGCUGGUUGUCUUGUUUGUACUGCUGCAGCCAAAACUGAAAUCCUUUCAUCACAACAGGCGUGAGCAGGGUGUGUCUGGUGAGCCGGUCUCCAUUGUGGUGGAGGGGGUGCAAGUAUCUCUUCCCUCUUAUGAGGAAGCAGUGUAUGGCAGUGGCGGUGCCUUUGUCCCGCCCUCGGAGUCCCGCGUGCAGAUCGUGCUUUCAGAGGGCCCCCAGGCUGAGGAAGAGGACCCCGUCCAGCCAGAGUGCAGCCUCCCCUCCACCUCUCACCACUCUGAGACUGUUCUGGUACACCAGGUGCCCUCAUCUUCUUCAUCCUCUUCCUGGGCUCCUGAACCCACUGGUGCUGCCCCUCUACCCCAGCGCCAGGACUCGGAGAGCAGCGAUCAGCACAGCCUGCUCUCCCUUACUUCCACAGAGGACUUUGCUGAUGAUAUUCCUUUACUAAAGGAAGCAUGAAGUCGGCUAAAGCCAGCAGUCUUCACUGAGACCGUCAUUGCUGCUGCCUCUGUGGUUUACCUAGGCUGUGGUGUUUGAAGCCUUUGUUUGAAUCGCCCACAGCCAGCAAUCCAAAGGACAGCACACAGACUUUCCCCGCAGAGAUUUGCUCCUCGCCAUGAAGAGCUCUUACUGUAGUCUAAGCCUUCGAGGGAUCGGCUUACCUCACCUUUUGGUGAAAGCUUCAAGCAAACAGCAGGCACUGAGUUGUUGAAGCUUAAAAACCUAUAAACAGAGACCUUUUUAUUUUUUUUUGCCCACACGCUUUCACAAAGAUAACCUUUGAGGCUGUGAUGUAUAUCAGUGAUUUAUAAUAGUUGUAGAAAUGUAAAACACACUCAGUCUACAAGGUUUUCUGCUGAAAUCUGUAUCUGCCAAAUUUAAUUUCUCAUAUGAUAAUAUAUAACUUUUCUGA
Molecule: messenger RNA, 1781 nt
Organism: Lepisosteus oculatus (spotted gar)
Lineage: Eukaryota; Metazoa; Chordata; Actinopteri; Semionotiformes; Lepisosteidae
Gene: susd6
Product: sushi domain containing 6
Biological process (GO): DNA damage response
Source: RefSeq, a predicted model, not a curated record